Molecule: messenger RNA, 1068 nt
Organism: Penicillium manginii
Lineage: Eukaryota; Fungi; Ascomycota; Eurotiomycetes; Eurotiales; Aspergillaceae
Product: NAD(P)-dependent alcohol dehydrogenase
Exons: 3
Coding region: 1-1068 (355 amino acids)
Biological process (GO): D-sorbitol catabolic process
Molecular function (GO): L-iditol 2-dehydrogenase (NAD+) activity; zinc ion binding
Source: RefSeq, a predicted model, not a curated record
AUGACCGAAACUGAUAAUCUGUCAUGCCUAUUGUAUGGCCCUGGAAAGGCUCGAUUUGAGAAUCGCGAGGUCCCAACCCUCAAGGAUCCGCAUGAUGUUCUAGUCCGCAUCGCGUAUGUGGGUGUUUGUGGAAGCGAUGCUCAUUUUUGGGCUCACGGUGGUCUGAUCCGGAUGGUCUCCGAGGAAGAACCGCUGGUCAUGGGCCACGAGGCAUCGGGGGUGGUACACUCUGUCGGGACAGCAGUGACGAAAGUUGUCCCUGGAGACCGCGUCGCAAUUGAGCCCGGUUUCUCCUGUCGGCGAUGUAAACAAUGUAAGAUAGGGAAGUAUAAUCUUUGUCCGAAAAUGCAGUUUGCCGCCGCCCCGCCAGGUAACCACGGCACUUUGACACGUCUCUUCCGCACGCCCGAGGAUUUUGUGUAUCGGAUUCCCGAGGCGGUAUCUCUCGAGGAGGGUGUGCUCAUUGAGCCAUUGAGCGUGGCAGUUCACGGGGCUCGUCUAGCUGAUCUCACUCCAGGGCAGACGGUCCUGGUUCAGGGUUCAGGAACAAUUGGUCUGUUGGCCGCAGCGACGGCCAAAGCCUUUGGGGCAAAGGAGGUCUUCAUAUCCGACAUCAACCCGAUGAAGCUGGAAUUUGCCAGAGACUUCGUGGGAUGUCGGACAUUCCUGCCCGACAUCAAGUCGCAGCCAGAGAAAGAAGCAGAGCGAAUGAAGAACGAACUCGAUUUGGGAGAAGGGGUGGAUGUGGUUCUCGAGUGUACAGGAGUGGAGUCCUCGGUCCAGGCGGGGAUUUAUGCCUCGGGGCCUGGAGGAGUGGUGGUUCAAAUCGGGCUUGGAAAACCGGAUCUCAAAGUACCCAUCUUGAAUAUGUGUGAGAAGGAAACUGUCCUGAAGACGGGGUGGCGGUAUGGACCGGGGGAUUAUGAAGUGGCCCUCGGGUUGCUCAGCUCUGGCCGCAUGGAGGUCAAAUCAUUGAUUAGUAGAAUCGUUCCUUUUGAACAGGCACCUGAGGCAUGGGAGAUGACCAGGAAAGGAGAAGGGAUCAAAAAUUUGAUCCGAGUGCAAUAG